Messenger RNA from Pelobates cultripes (western spadefoot toad), 27656 nucleotides. Lineage: Eukaryota; Metazoa; Chordata; Amphibia; Anura; Pelobatidae. The record is from the annotation of a GenBank genome assembly.
CCAAAUAUUAAAAUUCAUGGGAAAUAAUUCCCCUUUAAAGAAAGUUGAGUGAUGGAUGAUUUUGCUUUCAUUCCUAAGUUAUGAAAUGUAAAAUAAACUAGAAAGUACAACAACAUGGUUAACUACAUAAUCUAAAAUGUUUCUGUGUUUUCUCUAAUUCUAGUUUCAUUUUGAAUUUUUAACAAAUCUUGUACCUUAACCACGCCACGAUGCCUGGACCAGAAAGGUAAUGCCAUGGACUUUAUUAAUUAAAACCGUUAUUUUAUUCAAAGUAUGCCAAUUUGUUUUCAUAUCUGUUUUAAAUUAUAUAUGUGUGUGUGUGUAUGUGUGUGUAUAUAUAUAUAUAUAUAUAUAUAUAUAUAUAUAUAUAUAAAAUCAUAUUUUUUGUUUCUGCAUGAAAUAUUAAAAAAUGUAAAAUUAUCUGGCUGAUGAAUAUAUAAGCUAUAUGCUGUGAAAUAUAUUCUAAGCAGAAGAGGACAGAAUUGUUGGGGCAACAAUUUUACUAAAACCUGUCAUAAUAUGGGAAGAGCGAGUACCCACAGGAUGCAAAGAAGCCCGUCUCCACCUCCAACUUAUCCACAUAGAAACAAUAAAGAAAUGUUUCUGCACAGUGUGCAUCAGUGUAAAAAGCGACAACGUUCGCCAUUGCUUUGGGAGCUGUUACAGUGUUACUGAAAGGAGAUCUGCCACCUCAAAACUAUUUUUGACAUAAUAAUCCUUUCAUCAAGCUUGGAAUGGAUAUAGAUUUAUUUAUUUUUUUUAAAUUAAGUUUAAGUAAAAAAAGGAAAGAAAAACUGGUCGCUAUCUUUUUAGUAUAUAACAUCUUUCGGCUAUUUAUAUGCAUCUUGGGUCAGACAGUAUUUGAAAACCGACAGUCUCCAUAGUCUUCCCUGCCUGGCUAUAAAACUGUGUGAAAUACAAAUACAAAAAUCCACACAUUCACAGCCCCAUUUUCAGCUUCUUAAAAAUAUUAAAACAUUGCACUUUUAAAUAAAGAACAUUCUAUUACAGUAGCACCCAAACUACUUCUAAAAAAAUUAGAUGUAUUUUGUACUUUUAUCUGAUUUUUUUUUUUUUUUUUAAGGACUUACACCAGGGAACUUUUUGGACCCUGGCUCAUCAGACAGAUUGACAACAACAAGUUUGAUGGUGUUUGUUGGCUGGAUGACGCUCGGACAUAUUUUCGGAUUCCCUGGAAACAUCUGAACAUGAAGACUAAAAAUGAAAGGGAUUAUAAAAUUUUUAAGGUAAGUUUGUUUUGUGGUUUUGUUUUUUCUUUUUCUUUCCAAUAAUUGUAUAUAAACUUCAACGCAGCUCAUUUUGCCGAGCAAGAACAGUUAAGAAUUGAGUGAUUCAUCUCAUAUCCUUUCCAGACUCACAUUUUCCAUCUCUGAUGGCAUUACAGGAAUUGUCUACCCAGAAGUUGUUUUAUGUGAAGAAAAACUAGUGAUACUUCUAAACUAUUACCUUUGUUUACCCAAGUUCUGUAAAUGUUUUCUAUUAAGCACUCUUUUAGAGUCAAAACUCCUUUCCUUACUAAAUACAGCAGCCAAUGAAAGCUGGACAGUGACCUUCCCCCAGUAGUGAGUGUGUGCCACUUGGCAACCUCUUGGCAUAUAGUAAUCUAGAUCUCACUGAGUUAGUGCCGUUUUAAUUUAUUCAAGGCUUCAUAAAGUUCUAGAAUCUUUAAUAAAUACUUGUAUUGACUAGGUUGAAAUAUCAAUGAAAUUCCAACCCGGUCAAAAGAUAUAGUGAGACAAAGUAGGUACUACUUUGUCUCACUAUAUCUCCAAUGCCUGACACUUCUUGACACUGGAUGGAUGGAGCUACUGCCAUCAAAAUGUGUCAAUCCCCCAGUCCUCACCAGUGAAGACUGCAGGGAAAUUAGCUAUGUCUAUUUCAUAGGCCUCUUGCACAUGUGAGAUAGUACAACAGUGACAUCGGCUCCUGGCAGCUGAACCCGCCAGAAUAGCGUUGUGGUGCCCGUGAGGGACAGUUAAGUAGAUUUCACCUUUCCCUGGACACCGGAUCAAAUCAUGCAAAGUCUCCAGCCGGUGACAGUGCCACUUUAAUACACUUUUAUGGAAAAAAACUUUGAUUUACUAAUUGUCACUUCACAUUUUCUUUAUUCAAAUACAUACUGUACAUUUGUCCCUCAUCUAGGCCUGGGCGGAACAGAGUGGCAAGUACGAUGCGACAUGUGAAGAUCCAGCUACCUGGAAAAGAAACUUUCGCUCCGCCUUAACCACAGUUACAUGGGAUAACAAAAAAGUGUUUACUGAAGUUCAAGACUUAUCACACAACCAAGAAGAUCCCCACAAGAUAUACAGUGUCUACCGUAUUCCAGCAGUUCCACUUCAGCCUGCAUUUAUCAUUUCUUCUGGACCUCCUUACGCACAUGCAGGUAGGCUUCCCACCAUUCGCAUACAUGUAACACUAUUUGUUUCUUUAUUAAACAAACACUAGUUUUGUUUGAUUAUAGCUAAUUUACUACAUUUCUCAAAAACAGCUUAAGUUGCAGGUUUUCCUGGUUUUAUUUUUAAUAUUUAAUUUUAAAUUGUGGUUCCAAAUACGCAUUGAAUUCCACUAUUCAUUAAAUAUUGAGAGGACACUUGACUUUAGAUAGUACAUACUACUAUUUUAAUUAAUUUUUGUCCUGCUAUACUUCAUACACAUUUUUAAUCCAUCUUUUUAUGAUGUCUUUACUGAAGUAUUUUUGUUUGCAUCUUAUUUUUCCAUUGUUUGAAGUCCAUAUUUUAGCCCUGGGCCAAGUCCUUCAAACCCAUAUGAUCUGUUGAAUUAAAUAAUAUUUUAAUAUUUGACAGUCAGACUUAUUUAGGAAAAACACAGGUCAGAAGAUGUAUCGGUCCAGAAGGAAAUGUAAACUUAGCAUUGAGAUAUACUAGAAUUGAUCCAUGGUAACAAAUCACUCUAAAAUAAUAUAUUGAAUAGUGAAUUCAAGGAAUAACUUUACUUAAAUAACAGUGAUGCCAUUGUAUGUGAUAAAAACAAAAUAUCAAUUCUUCUGUAUUUACUAAAUGGAAGAAUGUACAGACUAGAGAGUUAUUGUGAGAUUUCUUCAUCACUUAUUUUUUUACAUGUAUACAUCCAAAGCAUAGUUUUCAUAGAUGUAAUGUUAGAUUUUUUUUCUUCAUUUAAAUAAACAACAUAGCCUUUGCCGUACCACAAGAAGAUCAAACUUUUCAAGUCCAGCAGCAAGCGACCGGUAAGGAGAAAAUAUAUAUAUAUAUAUAUAUAUAUAUAUUUCUUUUUGAAAGUUUUUUUCUAAUUUGUUUUUGUUGUUAAACUGCCUCAAAUAAAAAGUAUAAAAAGUCUUGUUAUUUUUCCAGGUGGUAAUAAUGCCUUCUCGAAUUACCUUCGAACAGAUGAAAUACAAGUUAAUGAUCCCAAUGCUGAAGAUUACGACCUGUUAAUAAGCCCCGAUUCAUCUUGUGAUUUGAGACUGCCAUCAAAUGGGUUGACAGAAGCAGUAUGUGUCUAUAUAGAUGUGUUUUCAUUGAUUUCAAAUUCUAUUGGAAAAGUUUUUUUUAAUUAUGUUUAUUGACUAGCUUUAAAGGGAUUCUAUAUGUAUAUGUAUUCCUAACACUACAGUGCCACUUGCUCUCUCCCCCUUUAUUUACUCACCCAAUUCCAGCAUCGAUGUCCCUUGGUGCUUGGUCAGUGCUUCGCCUCCUCUGACGUCAUCCGAUGGGGGGUAUCUAAUGCACAAGCAAGGUGAGCACCUCAAGUGCAUUGGGCCCUCCCCAUAGGAAAGAAUUGACUCAGUGGUUUUCUAUGAGGAGUUCACUGACGCUGGAUGUUCUCAUGCAGCGAUAAGAACAUCUAGCAUCAUUUAGGGACCAGAGUCUGGUAUACUCCCGGAAGUGCCUCUAGUGGCUAUCUACUUAGACAGCCACUAGAGGCAGUCUUUCUACUGCAAUGCAAACAUUGCAGUUUUUCUAAAACUGCAAUGUUUUAAAUUACAGGACUAAGUGGGACAGGGACACUGCACCCAGACCACGUCAAUGAGAUGAAGUGGCCUGGGUGCCUAUGGUGUCCCUUUAACUUAAAUAAUGAUUUUGAUUAUAGCGGCUUCCCUUCUAUUAUAGUCUACAAACAGGAAGUCGCAUAAACCAGCUUUGUGAAAAAGAACGCUAGUCUCUGUGUAAUAGUGCAUUUACUGCCCAAGUGUUUUCUGUAUCAGUCUACGGAACUUUAAUAUAAUUCAGCUGAGAAAGAAGCUUUUAGUUAAUGGCACCUUUUUGAUAUGGUAUUUAGGGUGGUUUGUACAUUUUUGUUCUUUAAUCCUGGCCGUUUAUUGCAUCAUUUGUAUAUUCUCUUCUAGGAACUAGAUGAAUUUUUGGAGAACUUCAACAUACAUAUCAACGAGACAGGUAAUUUGGAUGUUAUUUGUUGUAUUAUAUGAUUUUCUUUAUAUAUUUUUAUCACAAUGAUUGUUUUUUGUUUUUUUUAAUCCUGUGAGUACAUUUCUACAAUUUUACUCUAUACUGCCAUUCACAAAUGUGUGUUAGGACCAAACUAGCAUCAUUUAGGCAUUUAACAUCUAAAACCACAAGAUAUGAAAAUGAUUCAAUACUGUUGGGGAAAAAAAAUGUAUCAAGUAUGGAAGUCACCAUUAAUGUCUAUGGGAAUUUUUGUAAGUAAAAUCAUUUGGAAACUUUGUCUAACAGUAUUGAUUGUUUCGGAAAGCUUAGUAAAUUCUUUUCUUGCUUAUUAUUGUAGGAUUUUAAUAAUGCUCAUGCACAUAUUUUUAUUUUCCCGAUUCUUGAGAUAUCCACUACAUGACCAUGAACAGUUUGUUUGAAACAGGGGGUUCCCAAGGAACCAAUGGCUUAAUGGAUAGCUAGUACAAACUUUUCUCUUCCACUUUAGCGAUAUCAAUUUCGUCCAUAUUUGGUUGAUAUUUGAUGACUGAGUGGAUCAGCUGACACACUUCGCCAAUUAUUGUCAUUUACAAAUGGAAAAUUUGAUUGCCGGGCAAAAUGCUUUCCCUCAAAUGGCCCUUCCCAGAACUCAUAGGACCAGGUCUGCACAGCAGCCUUUUAUAACAAGUUAUGAUUUGAUUGGCAUUUUCAUUCAAAUCACAUGGCCGUUACUUUGUGAUGUUCAUGUUUAGGUACUUAUCACAAUCUUCAUAGGCAAAUUUUACAAAAAAAAAACAAAGAUAAGAAAAAGAUAUAUUUAUAUACUCAACAAAAUAUAAAUUGAUAGUAGCUUAAAGAAUCACCCCACAUCCAUACAACACUUCAGCAAGAGGAGAAUCCCAUAAUAAUGACCGUUUAUAAAAGUGUCUAUGUCUAUUAUAAAUCCCCUGGCCAAGGUGGUUUCUUCCUGCUUCUGUUAGUUCCUCUGAGCUAACAGAAGUGGCAAGUUCGCUUGAGAGCGCUUGCCUCCCCCUUGCAUACCUCAAAAAAGCGUCCAGACCUCAGAUCACUAUGAUGCUUGUGCAUGCGCACAGAGAGAGCCUUUUAAUGGCUUUGCAAAGGAUGGAGGUCUUGCAAAGGCCAAGGUUUAAAAGCACUGCAGCUCUUGCAUACUGUUUCAAGAUAUACCUUAAUAUGAUAUACGAAUGAAUACAUUCAUAGUGAUUUCUAUAUGUGUGUUUGUUGUUUGUGUUUGUUUUUUAAGGUUGCCAUGGUACUCUAAUUGUGCCAUUUAAAUUUUGCAUUUUAAUAGCAGGUAACAGGCUGAUUAUUUAUCCAGGCAUGUUGAAGUGCCAGAAGAAUAAAAUCUUAACAUCGAGCAAACAUUAAUAUAAGCAUACAAAAUUAAGCGCUGCACUUAAACCUUCACUACUCCUUGGUGGCAGCCAGGGAUGCCAUUAGAAAUUUUGGGGACCCUGACACAAUUUAAGGUCUGGGCCCCUGGGGCCCACCCCUGAGUCCACCCAUAGGACCUGCCCACAAUGCACACCCCUAAGUCCGCCCACACGAAUGUAGUGUGUUUGUGUAGCGGAUGCAGCGGAUGUUUGUGUAGUGGAUGAUGUCUGCCGUGGCCAGGGGCAUGCAAUAGUUGGAAGCUGAUGAUCACAUAUGCUGGACCCCCUCUUCAUUAUACAAGCUACCAGGGGUCCUGCAGGGACAGUGGUGUGAUUAACGUAGAGAGGGCAUUGAUGCAAGAAAUGUUUGGGGGGCCUCGUCUACCACAAGGGUGGCCAAAAUGUAGACCCCAUCUGUCGGUCAAGUCCUAAAAUGUUUUGCCAGCUGGGGAUCUACAAUUUGCCCAUCCUUGUGGGGUUGUAUUUAGCAUUAAGCAGAGUUUGUGUGCUUGAAUGUAAGCAUGUUUUUGUUUCGAGUAGGUGUGUGUGAAUGUUGGUGUUUGAAUGCAGGCGUGCAUUUGUGUGUAGUGUGUACACUGCCACACACACUGAUAUGAACAUACACAUAGAUGCACCCACAUAAAUAGAUACACAAACACUGACACGUGCAAAUACACAGGCACACCAACACACAGUUACAUGCACAGAUACACACAGUUGCACUCACUGACACAGUUACCAACAAAUAUACACAUACUGGUACACAGUUGCGCACACACAGGUAUACAUACACACGCAUACACUCAGGUGCACACUGACGCACAAAUUUACACAAACACAGAUACACACACAUACACUCAGGUGCACACUGACACACAGAUUUAUACACAGACACACUGACAAAUACAUGCAUAGAAUAAUUGGUUUGUGUAUUUAAAAAAAUAAUUUAACCUUUUAUAUCUGACUUACAGAUUCUGAGUACAUAAUUUCCCCUUAAGAAGAUGCUGCUAAUCUGUACUGGGAGUAAGACUGAGAAUAUGAAUUACUGCUUCUCCCCAUGUGUAUAGUGAAUGGAAAUUAAUGUAGCAUAUAACUAUAUAAAGAUUUCAACCAUUAAUAUUUUUCAUCUGAUCUCAUUCUCUCUUUUCAGAUGUGCAAGAAAAUACACAAAUAUACCAACAUAAUGUAUUUUCACAAGAACCAGUAUACCAACACACAGAGAGUGGUGACCCUAUGCCCAAUGGCUCUAUGGCCCUGGCAACCCAAAAUGCCAGCACAUUAUUUCCUCACCCUGGUGAGUUUAAUGUAUACAUACAACAUAAAACCCACAUAAAUGAAUAGUAAUUGUAAUAGUAAUUGUCAAAAUCACUUGUAUCAAAUUACAAUAUAUCACGCUUCCUUAAUUUAGGAGUUAGUAUCUUGAUUGAAGCAUGCUCAUCUGUGCGUGCUAUAUAUCAACUAGUUAUCUUAGAAAUGAGACAGAUCGAAAAAUAGGUACUGGCUAAACUAAUCUACAAAUCAGGAGUUCCUGCAUGGAAAAAAAAAAUGCAUUAGACUUGCGUCAAAGUUUAAUAUGACUCGCUUAAUCUUUAAAAUAUGAAUGCCUCGUAGCUAAAUGUAAGUUUGAAAAAACAAUGUUUUUAUGCUGACUUAAAUUUAAUUUCUGAACAGGUACAACGCACCAGACAUAUAGCACUUUUCACAAUGGAUAUUCAGAGAAUGUCACACAUGUGGCCCAAGUCUUCAGACCAGACUCAGAAUCUGUCCAUCAAACAGAGGAGCAUGUGGUAGAACAUGUUCCCAGAAUGGCUAGUAAUGCUAAAGCUCCUUUGCAUGUAGAAAACACAUGUGCAUUGUCUCAUCAACAAAGUAAGUUUACUUCUAUUAUUUACUAGAAUAUAAAGUCAAAAGGUUCUACCACAAAAUAUCCUUUUCAUGAUCCACUAUUCCUACCUGCCUAGAAUAAUUCCAGCCAACAUUGCUCCCAUUUUGUAUUUUUUCUUUUUUACCUAGGACGCUAAUUAAUACUAAUUAAUACUUCCAUAUCUCUCGUACUUGUACAAUGCAUACAUGUUUUAGCAAUUUGCAAGUAAUCUCAAAGUGUAUUUUUUUUUUUUUUUUAUUAUUAUUUUUUUGUCUACAUUUCCUAUACCUGCAUCUACCAACAUAAAUUGAGUUAACCCCUUAAGGACACAGUUUUAGAAAUAAAAGGGAAUCAUGAUGGAAUAUGUUCGUCAUGUGUCCUUAAGGGGUCAAUGGGUCUUUUUUACAGUUAUAAAACAUGCAAGUCAACACCUUUCACUCUUGACACAAUGGGGCACAUUUACAUACUAGUGAUACUCGAGCAGAUACAUUAUGAAAGUUUUGGGGGGGUUUUUUGCUGUUUUUUUUUUUUCACUUUUUAUGACUUGGUAAAUCUAACACAUUACAGCUCUCAUUGUUAUGGUUGUGCAAGCAUAGAAUUUAACGGAAUACUAUAGGGUCAGGAACACAAACAUGUAUUCCUGACCCUGAAGUGUUAAAAAUACCAUCUAGCCCCCCUAUAUAAAUAUAGUAAAAUCUUACCCUUAUUCCAGUCUGCUGCUGCCUGCUCAGCCCCUGAUCUGCCUCCGUGGCUGACAUAAUCAGAAGUGAUGGUCUGAGCCAAUCACAAUUCUUUCACAUAGGAAAGCAUUGGAUUGGCUCAGCUUGUCAAGGAGGCAGAUCAGCUGCAGAGCCAGCACAAGCCAAACACAGCCCUGGCCAAUCAGCAUCUCCUUAUAGAGAUGCACUGAAUCAGUCCAUUUCUAUGAGGAAAGUUCAGUAUCUCCAUGCAGAGCGUGGAGACACUGAAUGGCAGUGCUGUACAGUGUGCAACACUGCCCCAGGAAGCAUCUCAAGUCCUCUGAGGAGUGGCCAGUAAAAGGUUACCUAGGCUGUAAUGUAAAUACUGCAUUUCUCUGAAAAGAGAGUGUUUAUUGCAAAACGCAUGAAGGGUCUGAUUAUACUAGAACAAAGACAAUAAGCUGUAGUUGUUCUGGUGACUAUAGUGUCCUUUUAUUCCUAUAAGUCAUUAUUGAGCCUAUCUAUCAUGCUUAUAGCUAUAUCUUAUACUAUAUAUUUUAAUGAUUACUUCCAUUUUCUUGUAGGACGGAUUCCACACUUAACAGAAUGGGAAGUCACAGUAUUCUACAAAGGAAAACUAGUUUUAAAGCAAAACGUUACCAGAAAAUUUGUCAUAACAUUUGAAGAAGCCAAUCGAGCACUAGAAUCUGUUGAUCUAGUCUAUUUACCUUCCACUGAAAAGUUGGUGGAUCAGACCCAGAUCAAACAUACAAAUACUAUACUUGAGAAUGUACAAGACGGGCUCCACCUUGAGGUCAAUAGCACGGACUUUAAGCUGUAUGCCACACGGCAUGGCAAGGCAAGGGUUUAUUGGUCCAAGUCUGAAGGUGUUGAAUCCUCUACCAAUAAUACCGAAGCAAAUAUUCUGUCCAGGGCGAUCCAGAGUGAGAUCUUUGACUUUAAUCAAUAUAGAAAUGGUAAGUCCAAAUGGUGACAAUGCUGCAUGUAUUGUCUUACUAUCCUGCUAGGCUAUUUAGGGCACUAUUUUUUUCUAUUAAAACUGAUGUGUAACUCAUUUAAAAACAAGGUCAUUUUUUUUUUGCCCUGAGUUCAGAUAUGUUGGUUCUGUUGUGAGAGCACUCAUAUAUUGAAACAUGAACGCAGCCAAGUAGCACUCAUAUAUUGAAACAUGAACUCAGCCAAGCUUCCUUCUACUGUCCGUUAAGUGGGCAACUUUUCUGAUUCACAGAGCACUCACAAUCAUGCUGGUGUACUAUACCAUGCAUAUUUAAGCAUGGGUUACUAUUAUUAUUUUUAUUAGCACCUUACCUUCUUUCUUUCCUUUUCAUACUCUGACUUUCUAACAAGUUUACAAGUGAGUGAGGCUUUACCUUGCAUCUAUGCUGUGACUCCCUUAAAGGAUCACUAUAGUGUCUGCAAAACAAAGCGGUUUUCCUGACACGAUGGUGCCCUGAGGUUGCCCCCAUCCUCAGGGUCCCCUUCCCGUGGCGCUGAAGGGGCUAAAACCCCUUCAGUUACUUACUUUAAUCCAGCGCUGGGCUCUCCUCCCCCGCCGACAUCAGCGGAGCCGAAUGCAGCAAGUGCUGCGCGCUCAUUCAAUGCUUUCCUAUGGAUGCUCUGUGUGAUGGAGGCAUAAUAUGCCUCCAGCGUCGCAGAUGCGCCUCUAGUAGCUGUCCGGAAGACAGCCACUAGAGGCUAGCUUCUCUGAAACUGCUAUGUUUACAUCUGAAGGGUUAAAACCCGAGGGACCUGUCACCCAGACCACUUCAUUGAGCUGAAGUGGUCUGGGUGACUAUAGUGUCCCUUUAAAUACUUUGGAAAUCUGUUACUUUACAUGGAACUAUUAUAGUUCUCUCUGUAUACUAUACUUUCCUUCAGUGGAACCCAUUACCUACCAUAGAAGAUUUUUCUAUAACCCAUACAAUGUAUAAGAAGGCAUAGAUAUAAUAUUCUGACUUUAAUAAGCCAGCCUUAAUAGGGUUCACACAUUGGAGUUAACAUCUAGCAUAGAAACUCAAGGACCUUCUAGUAUUCUGCAGACUUAUGCAUGUAUUAACUCUUUAGCAACCUCUUUACUUUGGUCAUGUUUUAAUAAAGCCUUUGUCAGAGAGGAUAGCUUUAAAUUAAUCUCUAGUCAGAGAAAAGCUGGUUAGCUUCUAUAUUCACUCUGAUCAUAUACAACUUUUCUUCUUGAUUUGAGUUAAGUGUAUACUAACCAACUGCUUUCUGUAAGAUUUAAGAAUAUAUUAACUCUUUGGUAAACCUCAUUACUUUGGCUAUAUUUGAAUAAAGUCUACAUAAGAGAGGACAGCCUUUAGUUAAUUUCUAGUCAGAGAUAAGCUAAUUAGCAUCUGUAUUCACUCUGAUCAAGUUAAACCCUUUUUUUGUUCUUUGGUUUGAGAUAGGUGUAUACCUGUCAAUUGCUCUUUAACCCCUUAAAGACCAAAAUUCUGGAAUAAAAGGGAAUCAUGACAUGUCACACAUGUCAUGUGUCCUUAAGGGGUUAAACAUAUCCAGCUUUUAUCCACGUUCAAGACAACUAACUUUCUUUUUUGUUUUGAAUGAGGAUAUUUUGUUCCCUUUCAUAUUGAAUAAGGGUUAAGCCCCAGACACCAAUGGAGUGUAUUCCUGGUAAUUAUAUUCAGGGUGAGAGGUUCGGCAGGAGCACACAAUUCCCAACUGAAUAUUUCUAUGUUUACACUGUCCGUUAAGGCCUUCAUUUAAUAUCUGUGGAUAAGCUUUUCAAAUAACUUAAUAUUUUUGAUUACACUUUGUAAUUUAUUUAUUUUUUUUUCAAAAUAUUAAAAUAUAAUAAAUAGAUAAUCAAUAUAAUUAAAAUAUUUUUCAAAAUAUUAAAUCCUUUGAAAAUCUGAAACAAAAUAAAAAAUCAAGGCCUAAGUUAGAUAAUAAAUAGACCCAGUUUGGUACACUUUCAACUACUUACGGUAGUGACACAAAUUUUAUUCAUUACCUUGGCUGGCAGCUUCUGAGAUCUUAUGAAAAGGACCCACGGUGGCUCUUAAGGGGAUGAGAAGAUAUAUUGAUCUGUAGUCUUCUCAUUUCUAUGACACCAAAUUGCUUCUAAAUGCUCUGAGAUAACAUUGUCAGAGGCUACUGCCUACUUUUACUUCUAAUAUACUUCCAUUGGGAUUUCAAUACAGUAUAAAGGAUUUCUAUGGAAAACUCAAAAGUUCUGUUUUAAAAUAGCAACAUGAUGUAUUAUGUUAUGGUUCCUUUCAUUUAAAAACUAAUUUAUGAAAAUAUUCAAUGGUUCAAGAUCCAUGUGUUUAAUGUAUUUAGAGGGAUACUAUAGGCACUAAAAUAACUUAUAGCAGUUAUGGUGUAUAUAUCAUGUCCCUGUAGUCUCGCUGCUCAAUUCUCUGCCAUUUAGGAGUUAAUAGACUUUUGUUUCUAUUUAUGCAGCUCAAGCCAUACCUCCCCUGGCUGACUCACAAGCCUCCAUAAAAAACAAAAAGUUGUUUUGGUGCAUAAAUCAUGCCUUUGCCAUCCCAAAGCUCAGUUCUCUGCCUCUUAGGCGUUAAAUCAAUUUGUUUUUAUAGCCCUAGUCACACCUCCCUGCAUGUGACUUGCUCAACCUUCUUAAACACUUCCUGUACAGAUAGCUCUCAUGUUUAAACUUCCUUUAUUGCACAAUCGGUUUAAUUUAUAAUUUUUCUCCAGCUCUGUUAAAAGUUUGCUAGAGCCUGCAGGAGCCUCAUGUGUGUAAUUAAAGUUACAUUCACAGAACUAAGUGUAAAGUAAGUUAAGAUCUGAUCUAAAAUAAAACCAUUUUGUUUUCAUACAGGCUUUGACUAGCCAAACUUUAAACAGAAUUGACUUGGAGAAUUUAGCUUAGUCUGCUAUUUUGACCAAUCACUUUUAAUUUGUAUCAUUUCUCACUUAGGGCAAAAUCUAGCAAGUGUUGCUUGAUCUUGUAUAAGAAUUUUAAGCAAAACGGUUCCAUAAAUCUAAAUAAAUAACUCGUUAAAUUCCUAAUAGCAAAUAGUUAGUUAUAGGAAUGCCACUUCCUGACUGAAUUCUGUAUAAAUGGUUAUUCAACCUCUUAAGUUGAUUUGGCUCUAACCAAGUUACAUGAACCAAUAUAUAUUGUGUUUGUUUCCAGAAUUGAAAGAUUAUAAAGACAAUAAAGGCAGUUCCCCAGAUUACACUAUAUACAUGUCAUUUGGGCAGAUUCUGGAAAACCCCAUAAUGAGAAAACUGGUGCUUGUAAAGGUAAGCCUUGAUCUUGCUAAGAACUUUUUUCGUUCCUUAUGUUGACAGAGAUCAGGGACUCAAGAGCAACAAUGAAGAAAAAACAAAGUAACAAUAGUUUUGUGUGUUUAUUUUUCAUACAACAUUAUAUACAUUAUAUUUCUUCUAAGCCGCUUCCAAACUCAUUUGCCAUUUUCAGUUCCAUUUUCUACCUAGCGACACCUGUGUCCCAGUCAUCUUACACCUCCCAAAAUCGUGCCAUCAAUAUGAACAGGGAUGGCUCUAGACUUUGCGAAGCCUUAAGCAAAACUUGAACAUGAAUCCCCCACUGAUAUCCAUGCCUAGGAAAUAUUUAUGAUAAUUCAGAUGUCUAGGAACACAUUCAUUUUAAUACCAGCAUAUCUGCUAUAUAUGUGUUACAGAGUAGUACAGAAAGGAUCAGCACUCUACCUAGACAACACAAAACAAGGUAACGGAAGCACACGUAAAAAUAGGGCUUCCUCACAGGCCCUAUAACAAAAAAAGAUGGAGGAAAGGUGGCGCCACUAAAAGAAAAAAAUUAAAUAAUAAUCUGGUAUCAAAUAUAACAAAAUAAAGUAGCAGAAGAAGUACACAAUAAGUAAAAGUCCAAGAUAGACUGGAAAAGUCUAUGGGGUAGGGAGGUCCAAAGUGAAACCUGUCUAUAGAAAGGUGGACACAGUCUUGCUAGUAGGAGUAUUCCUCAAUGUGAUAUAGGUGAAUCCUUGAAGCUCAUAUGAAAUGGAAAGAAGAUAACAACUAAUGGUGCAGUAUGUCCCAAGUAGGGUCUGGAUACAGUAUAGAAGACCUAUAUGGUCCUACUCACGUUUAAUAGAGCUAUCUACUUAGUUCUAGUGUGGAUGGCGUACAGUGGUACAAUCCCCACUUAUAGGAUACGUGAAGUGUUUGUAGUCUUGCUUGAUGUAGGGACCAUAUGAAAAUAUAAAAAAACAGCAGUAGUGCUUACAGUAUAAAAAUAAUAAUAAAAUAUCAAGUGGUUACUCACAUUUGAUUGAGCAGGCUGACUGCUCAAUGAAUACAGCUUGAGUGGUAUAAUCCCCACCUAGGAUUCUUUGGCGUAAUAUAUUCACUGGAAAAUUAAUAGGAUCUGGUACCAUGUAAAAAGGAUGCAAAUAUCCUUAAAAAAUAUGAUAAAGAAUUAAAGUGGCUAACUCGCAGACAGAAAGAGGCCAAAAUACCUUUAUUAAAAAAUACUGUUAUAUUAAAAUACCACAAUGCGUUUCACCCUUAGGCUUCUUCAAGUUUAGACCAGAAAGUAUAACCUGGCAAAAUAUGUGUGUGCUGUAUGUGGGUUAGUGGACAUUUGAGAUUUGGGGGGGAGGGGGAGCCUGGCAGCCAUGCCGAGCGGUCACACACUACAUGGGCUCCGAGGCAAAAACCCAACAACGACUGAAAUAAUCGAGGAAAGGCCCUUAAAAGUGCCAACAAAAGCCAGGAGAUCCGACCGCAAGCGACAGCCUCUCACAGGGGAUCAACCCGAGGCCUACGGAGGGCCUGAUCAGGCGGCACAAGGUGAAGCAGCCGAUCCCUCCACCGCAGCAGCCUUUCCGGCUGGGGGUCUCCCCGGGUAACUCUACCUUCCCCCCCAUGUCGGCGGGGAUCAUCCUGGCAACCACAAGCGACGAGCCAGCAAAGAGUCGACCUGACCCUACCUGCACGACAGAACAAGCAGGGAAAAUCAUGGCGAACGCCACGUGCAGCCUAGCACCCAGCAUCACAGUGCCCCCACUAGCGGAGAGGAUUGACCGCCUACUGAAAGCUUUCUGGGCCAAACUCGCCCUCCGCAAGGAUACCGAAGAGGUGUCGCCUGCAAAGACCACACAAGAGCCAGCACAGCAGUCAGUAACCCCUAGACGAGGCCAUAGAGCAGCCCGAUUCGCGGGGAUGAGAGUGCGGAUGAUCCUGUGGAAAUCUAAACCUAACAGCCACAAGGCCAAUCCAUCGGAACACCGCCACACUCUCAAGCACCGGCCCACCCUCCAGGCUCCCAGACUGGCCCAAAGCCCACCAUGCCACCCAAGAGACUAUGCCACGCAGGGGGAUCCCAGGACCCCGCAACAACCCACCAUAGAGCUAAAGCACUCUGCCUAUGGGGUCUCACCUCGAAGGGCCUGGCAAGGAGACAUUGUCGGAGACUUGCACAAAGGCCAUUACGCCAGCAAUACCAUACACGCAUCGGGUGUAGGGUGAAUAACCCAGACUUACUACCAAUAACCGUGAGCUCCAUAUUGCACUACAUGCCUAAAGUAUAUAUUAACCCUCACUGUUUAAGCCCAUAGCACCACCAAUCUCCCGUUACCAGUUUAAACCCAGUAUGGACAGCAUGGCUAUAAGCCAGCAAAACCCAAAGCUUGUACGCCAUAGUCAGGCAAAAACCACUCCUAUAAUUGUGUAGACGGGUCGUCUCAUUGCUUAGCUAAUCAACACGUUUUAAAGCUGACUGGCGAAAGUUUUCAAUGGCAAGCUCAUAAAAUGAAGCAUGCAUACUUUUGUUUUAUUUCUAGCUUGUGUUCAACCGUUACUGCAUGCAUGUUUUACUGACGCUACUCUCAUACAAUCUGGUACUGAAACCUAAAAAAACCCUUAUGUUUCAUAUGUUAUGGUAAAUCCACGGUUUUAACGUCCUCUUAACUCACUCCCCCCCCAAACAAAUGUGCGGUUUAUUCUUAUGCAAUGCCAUGCCUGUUACCAUACAACGUGCAACUGCUGUUGGGGCAGAGCAGGUUUACUGUUACUUCAUGCACAAUGAAAAAUAAAGAAUUUAAAAAAACACCUUGCAGAACCAAGAGUUGUUUAGCUUCUUGCCUUCGAGCAAAUAGUUUAGAUUUUUAUAAUUCAGGUCUGUAUUUCAGACUUCUAGCAGUGUUUGGUCAGGUUGAAAUCCAUACUAUAAUUAGGCUCAUUCAGAGCCUUCUCUGUAAAGUACGGACAUUGGUAAAUAUUGUGGGCAAUGUCUGGAUUUAGCAUUACGAAUGGGCCCUGAACAGCAUUCACUAUGGAACCAGAGGUUAGUGAAUAUCUCUGAGAGUUUUCAAAAUGAAUUAGGUAGUCAACUGCACCAAUAUUAAAAUACUUUCUAGAAUGGUGACUGACCAGCCAUGUUACAAGUAGGUUUGAGUUCAAAAUGCUGUUGGAGAGGUGUUUGACUAUUGUUUCUCGAUAGUAUGUAGGAAGGAAGUUUUGUUUUGUUUUUUUUUGUUUUUUUUGACAAUCAUUACUUUUUGAAAGUACAAUGGAGGGUCUACAUUAUGUAGGAAGAAAGUUAACGAACUAAUGAUGACCGUUCCUGUGGGCAAAAUUGUGUCCUUCACCAGCAUGUGCAGAGAGUGCUGAUUGCAUGAAACUCUUAGCUCUCCAGGAACACAUGUCUGCCUCUGCAACAUGUAUGAAAACAUGCAUAUUUCCUGUAGGAAUCCCCCUGGGAUGACACAAUGUGGUAGUAAUACUAUUGUACUUGUGGUCUUACUAUAGGCAUUGUGUUUACGGUGGAACUGUGUGAGGGGUGGUUGUGUGGGAAUGAGCAUUACUGUCUGUGGGGUGGUGCCUGUGUGUUCAUGAGGGUGACUGUGGUAGAGUGGUUGUGACAUGGGACUGCAACAGGGUGAAUGUGACAUGAUAGGGUGACUGCAUAAAAGUGAGUGUGACAGGGUGACUUUGACAAUGUAACUACGUGUGAGGAUAAGUGCGGAAAGUGACUGUGACAUGGCGGCUGAGUGUGUGGGAUGAUGUGACAGUCUGUUUGUGUGGGGGGAUGAUGUGGCAGGGUGUCUAUGUGUGUGGGGUGUUGUGACAGGCUGAGUGUGUGCGCUUGUUUUUUUAAAUUUUAUGUAUUUUCAUCUAUAGUUUAACCCCCCUUCUGAUUUUUAGCAAUGAGGGAGGCUCUGAUCCUUAUUCCAGGUGGGUCAAGUUUCCCUGGUGGUCCCAUGACCUGCCAGCUGAAUCUGCCUUCUGGAUGUGAGCAGACCCCUCAGAAUCCGUCUCUGACUGGGAGGUAGCAUUUGCUGAGCGCUGCUCUCAGGCAGAACACAGCCUGCAGAGUGAGCAGCUCGGGGCGCCGUGCAGGAAUAUAUCUAGAUCUCUCAGCUGGCCGGUGCUGCCUGGGGGAGCUCAACAGAUCUAGUGCCAGAAAGGUAGCACUAGUUCAUCUUCUAUUGGGUUGCCAAUAAUCAAGAUUAUUUUUGGCAAUCCUCUUAUGAUAUCACAGGACCUUGUUUUGGCACACCUUAUAAUUGUUUUAUCAAGAAGUAAGGUUUUUUUAUGUAAAUUUAUGUAGGAGACUGUAGGAUUUCACUUCAAAGACUAAGAUAGUCUGUAGUGGGUACCUUACUACUUAUCUUCGAUCCAGUGAAAUCAUUUUGUCAUCUAUUUAUGAAGUUUAGUAUCACUAGAUGUGGUGUAUGUGCACGUGUUUAGUAUAAUGGUGUGUGUAGUGCCCUUAGUAUUAAGGGACUUUUUAAUUUAAAUAUUAAAAGUGACGUUUUAAAUUGACAGUUUUACUUGAUAUUUCAGUGUUCCUCUGGUGUCAAUACGAAUUAAUACGGGAAUCUCCAACCUCUUUUUUUUUUUUUUUUUUUCUAGUUGUGAUUCAUUGUCUAUCUUUGUGAAUGAGCAUGUAAAUUGAUUAUAUAACUAUUCCUUCAUUUUCAUGGCAUUCAAUACUGCUGAUUUUGCAGGGACGUUUUCUCUCUGACACUCAGCUACGCUCGAGAAAUGAAACUGCACAGUUUAUAUACUCUUGUAUAAACAAACGUGUGCACUGUUCUCAGCUGUUUUACCAAUAAACUAGGCAUGCUCGUAAAUUAGAACAGAAUUUUUUUAUUCAUAACAUUCUAUGGCAUUAUAUCUUUUAUUAAAAUCUAUGAAUGAAGCUCUCUAGUCGUCAUCAUAUUGAUGAAUAAACAAUAUACACAUGUCAGAUGCUGUGGACAUCUACAAACUAAUGGCUGAGAAUCAUAUGGCAGUUUUACUGAUCAACAAGGUAGAAUUGGAUUUGAAUUGCAACAAGGCUGAUUUCAACCUGUUCCAAAUAAGGACCACCAAUUUGUGCUAUAUGUGCCAGCUCACUGAAACAUGGCUUGCUCUGUUUACGCACUAUAUAAAGCUAUAGACAGCUGCAAAUCCAUUUAGCAUAGCACCCUCCUUUUUUGGUUUCCCAUGCUUUUUCCUAAAGCUGUUUUACUGCCAGUUCUGAUCAUGUGUCUAUACAAAUCUGUGCGCCCACAAACCUCCCAAAACAAGUGUCAAUAAGUAAAAAUACAGGGUACUUACAGUUUGUUGGACUCUUUAUAUGCAUCGAAUUUAUCACAAAUUAUUUUAUCUGUACAUUUUUGUUGUUGGAUUUUGUUUUCUAUAUUCAUAUGGAAAUUGCUCUUCAAUACAAAUUAAAUAGAAAAAAAAACAAAGGAUGAAUCUUCCAAAUGUAAUUCAGAAUCUUUCUCUAGUUCCUAUACCAAGGAAGUCAGGGUUAGAGUGUGGGUAUUCGUCAUUCUCAAACUCUUAUACUCUCCUCCUAAGUUUCACUUUCCUAUUCCUGAGAAGGGGUUGAUUUUAUCACCCUGGUCCAUCCCCUGUACAUGUUUAGAAUGCUGUGUUUAACCUUUGAUUCCUAAAAUGAGACAAACUGUAAAGCAUAUCUACAUUUCUUCCUAGUGUUUUUUUGUAAGGAUGUCGUUUAUGCUUGUUUUGUUUUAGGAGUUUUUUUUGUUUUGUUUUUAAGGACUUUACAUUGAGCUUAAUAAUUUAAUCAGCUGAAAAAUCUGGGCCAUUUAAAUGGUAAUUUCUUUCUCAUUUGACGCAUAACAGAUGCUAUAGUGAUCAAUGUCAAAAGGUGGUGAAUAGGUAAAGCUUUAUUGCUUUCACCUCUUUCUGAAGGUAAAAGCAAACAGAGACAGAGCCAAAGCAGUAUUCGUCUGUAAAGCCAAUGACCUCUGAAAAAAAAAACUACCUUUAAGUAGUGGAGUUUUUGGUAAUGCUGGAUGUCCCCAUGCAUAGCAUGAGGGUGUCCAGCAUCAGUUAGGCAACCAAAAGUCGCCUAACGACCCGGAAUUCCAAAAAGUGGCUGUCUAGGAGACCGCCACUAAUGGUGUUAGCCCACAAAGGUAAUUAUUGCAAUUUAUUAAAAACUACAAUAAUUACCAUUUGCAUGGUUAAAGGAUCUGGGGCACUGCACCCAGACCACGUCAAUGAGCUGAAGUAGACAGUGUCUCUUUAAUUUGAAGCUUUAAAGUGUGAUUACUCCAGCUAACAACUACUUUUAAUUAUUAGUGAGCAACACAAAAAUUAAAAAUCCCCCAACAUUUUGCGUAAAAUCUAUAAAUACCUCAGGAUCCAAGGGACUUUUUUUUUUUUUCUCUUUGUGGUUUAUAUACCUAUUCUAUCAUUUUUUUGUUGUUGUUGGAGCAGAUUAAAAAAAAUAAAUAAAUAACAAGCAAACGUCGUUAUUCCAAAUGAAAGAGGAUAUUAUAAGGUGGGCUAAUAACAGAGACGUUUGACUAUCCUGCAAUGGAUUGUAGGUUAUUAUUUUUGUUUAGAGCUUUUCCUUACUGACAAUAGAACGUGAAAGACUGGAAGCAUAGGAAAUGCACUCGUAAAGGGGUUAACCCUAGAGUAACUACAGAAGUAGUAGAAGGAAAAAGAGAGCAAAUGAGUGCCCUAGAACAAUUACUAUAUAACCUUUAAUAGUAUAGUUAAAAACAUUGAAUAGAUAUAGGUAAAAGUGCUAUGUCACAACAGAUACCUAUAAACCUACCUAAAAUCUCCCCCAGUGUCAAGCUAUUAGUAACAAGUGUCAAUAUAGGGAGACUAUAGCAACUUUCACUAGAUCUGUAACUGGAAGUAUGUCUGCUAGAUAGUUAAACCUCAAAGUUGCUAGGAUAAAUCUCAACCUAAUAGUUUUAAAGGACCACUAUAGUGCCAUUCAUAAACAUAGCAGUUUCUCUGAAACUGCUAUGUUUAUGAAAAAAUGGGUUAACCCUAGAAGGACCAGGCACCCAGAACACUACAUUAAGCUGAAGUGGUCACUUUUGCACUGACCCUAUACAAGUGUGUGUGUGUGUGUGUGUGUGUGUAUAUGUAUGUAUGUAUGUAUAGUGUGGACUGAUUCCCCAAUAAUAGUUGCAUAUAAACAGCUAUUCACCAGUUGUCAGUGUAACAUCCCUUGUGCAAAGUUAUAAUAAACUAAGCAUCACACGAUGUAUAUAGAUUGUGCAGAGGAAGGUAUAACUGCACAGUCAAUUGUAUACAUAUACAGUGCUUCCUAAUGAUAAGAGAGGCACUGGAAUGUAUACAAGUAGUGCAGAUAGAAUUUAUAUUGCCGCAGAAAAAAUGAAAGAAGCGUGUGUGUAUAUAUAUAUAUAUAUAUAUAUAUAUAUAGCGGCAUAAAAUGGUGUGCAGACAUUCAAAGUGCUGGGGAUAAUGUCAUGGCCCCAUACUUCGGCUGAUCAACAAUUAAAUAAAUCCUUACUACUAGAACUUGGAGGUAAAAAAAAAAAAAAUCGAAAUACAAAGUACGGGCAGAGUCGCUAUGCAGUGAUAAAAUCUCAUGGCGAACCCCCACUGCAGUGGGAACUAAGCCGAAAAAUUAUAGCACUUUUAUCUAUAUCUAUUCGCUGUUUUUAACUAUACUGUUAAAGGUUAUAUAUUAAUUGUUCUAGGGCACUCAUUUUCUCUCUUUUUUUGACAAUAGAACAAUGUUACAGACAGGCUGACAUUUAAAAGACAUUAUUACAUAGAGUCUAAAAUAAUAUACAUGUACAGAAUGAUAGAGUCUCCUUUGCUUCCUGCUGCAGUUAAUUAUUUCAGUGAAGUAAAUAUACUAAACUAAUUUACUGUUGCUAGUGUUUCAACCCACAUCUGUUUUUACAGUUGCAGCGGCUGUUAUUUUACACAGAGAAAUCACUAUAUGAUGAUGUCCUGAUAAAGUUUUGUAACAAAACUGAAAUGUCGAAAUUUGUAUUUGCUGAAAGCACUGGCGGAUCCAGAGUCUUAUCUCGGGAGGGGCACUCAUAGAAUAUUUAAAGAAACAAUCCAGGCACAGUAACCACAACAGCUCUCUGUAGUGGUUAUGGUGCCAGGAGUGCCAUGGCGCCCUCCCAGAGUAAAUAGUCAAACAGUUUAAAAACAGUUUGACAGUUUACUUGGGGUCUGCCAGGAUAGGGGCUGUAGUAGGGGAUAGAGCCUCUAGUAGUGUGUGUGUGUAUGGGAGGCACUGAGUGUGUGAAGGAUGCAGGGUGGGUAUGGGAGACAGUGUGUGUGUGUGUGUGUGUGUGUGUGUGUGUGUGUGUGUGUGUACGGGAGGCAGUGCAUGUGGGCCAGUGUGUGUAUAGGGGUGCACUGUGUGUAGGAGGGGCAAUGUGUGUUUGUGUGAGGGGUGUAGUGUGUGCAUGGGAGUGCAGUGUGUAUAUGUGGGGUGCCAGUGUGUGUAUGAAGGUGUAGUGGGGGCAGUGUGUGCAUGAGAGUCCAGUUGGAAGUGUGUGUGUGUGUGGGGGGGUGCAGUGCUUGUAUGGGGUGUAGUGUGUGUGUGUGUGUGGGGGGGGAGAAGUGUGGGGUGCAGUGUUUGUAUGGGGAGCACUGUGUGUAUGUGGGGUGCAGUGUUUGUAUGGGGAGCACUGUGUCUAUGUGGAGGGUGUGUGGUGGGGGUGCAGUGUUUGUAUGGGGAGCACUGUGUGUAUGUGGGGUGCAGUGUUUGUAUGGGGAGCACUGUGUGUAUGUGGGGUGCAUUGUUUGUAUGGGGAGCACUGUGUCUAUGUGGACUGUGUCUAUGUGGAGGUGUGUGUGGGGGGGUGCAGUGUUUGUAUGGGAAGCAGUGUGUAUGUGGGGUGCAGUGUUUGUAUGGGAAGCAGUGUGUAUGUGGGGUGCAGUGUUUGUAUGGGCAGCACUGUGUAUGUGGGGUGCAGUGUUUGUAUGGGGAGCACUGUGUGUGUGUUGGGGCAGUGUGUAUGGGAGGGGCUAUGGGGCAGUGUGUAUGGGGGCUAUGGGGGCAGUGUGUAUGGGGGGGUAUGGGGCAGUGUGUUUGGGGGGCUGUGGGGUCAGUGUGUAUGGGGGGCUAUGGGGCAGUGUGUAUGGAGGCAUAUGGGGGCAGUUUGUUUGGUGGGGCAGUGGGGGCAGUGUGUGUGGGGGCAGUGUGUAUGGGGGCAUGUGGGGGCAGUUUGUUUGGUGGGGCAGUGUAAAACAAAUGUUUUUUUUAAUUAAUAAAAUAUUAUUUAUAAUCCCCCCUCCCUUCCUACCUUUGCCCAGGGAGGAGGGAUAUCGCUUGUAAUCCCUGGUGGUCCGGUCGAAUCCCUGGUGGUCCAGUGGUGAGAGUGAACUCUAACCUGCACCUCCUGAGGCUAGAGUUCCCCCCCCCGGAUCCGCCACUGGCUGAAAGCUGAAUAAUAAAAGCCAAGUUUUGUUUUAUUUUUUUUAAAAAGGUCCUUGGAAUGCUAUCAUUCUGUGUUUUUUUUUUUUUAUACUAUUUACAUAUCAGCAACAUGAAUUCAGUACCUUCAUACACCCUGGAGUGCAGGUUUUCUGUAUAUAUCUUAUUUAUUGCAGUUUGCACACUGGCUGUAUCUACUUAAAAAAAAAAAAAAUAUAUAUAUAUAUAUAGUAUCUGAGAGAAAGAUGCAUGUGUAUACAAUUUAUAAUUUUGGUAACAGAAAACAAUUUUGUGACACUCUGUUUAAUACAUUACAUAAAGUAGAGAAUAAAACAAAAUGAGAAAAGGAAGCUAGUGUCAACUCUUAAAGGGGCUAACCCUGAAAACUAAAGAAAUAGUGAAAAAGUAGAAAGAAUGAGUGCCCUUUAAAAUUUUAACUUUAUUAAUAAUCCUCUAAAAUAAAUUGUCACAGAACUAGUGACUGAAUGUAGUGAAUUCACUAUUAAAAUGAAGUCAAAAUAAUUGUCCAAAAUACAUUCCUAAAGAAUAAAAACAAGCUAAUGGUGUGGUUCUGUUCAAAAGUUUUCAGAGACCAACAACCAAUAGUGUGUGCAAAAAGAUGUUUUGCAAUACACCUAUGCUGAAAGAAUAAGCCUCAAAAAUAAUAUCCGAUAGAUGCUUCUCCUGUAACAUAUCAAGUAACACUGUCUCAAAUGAGAAAUAAAUACAAUGUUGCCAAUGCUGCAAGCAUACUAAACCAAAUGUAUCAACAAAGGUGAAAAAACGUCUAACCUUUCCAGCUCACUAAAAUGCAAUGCUGAUUUAUGUAUUUCCUCAUAGCAUGAAAUACGGAGUCUCUAAAGAUUUUCCAUAAUAAGGAGAUAAUGUAUAUAACGCAAGCUAGAAGGGAAAAAGUGCUCAGUGGUUAAAACAACUGCGGUAUAAUCUGAUCUAAAUCCACAGUGUGAAAACCAUGAGGUCCCCUGACGCGCGCGUUUCGCCCACCGCUCAUCAGAGGGGAACUAAAUAAAGUAGAGAAGUUUUAGAAACUCAACAGCCCUUUAAACUGACCAUCUGCAUGUGUGUGUACACAGGACUUUAUCGACUUUUUGUUUUGUUUCUGUUUUUUAAAAUGGGUCUGUUUAUUUUAAUAUUACGAACAAUAAAAGUUGUUUUAAUAAGAUUUCACGGUCACCUGCCAAAAUCUUCUAACUUUAAAUUAAUAUGUCCUCUUCAUUUUAGUUGUUGGGGUGUAGGUGCACUUAAAGCCAAAUGCCCUAUUAAAGGCCUUCAUAUAUCCGUGGGUGAGCAGAAUAUUGCCUUAUUCGCAGAUGACAUAUUACUCUUUCUCACUGACUCCAAGUCAUCCAUGCCACAAAUUUUCGACCUCCUCUUCGAACAUGGGUCUAUUUUAUAUUAUAAAAACUACCUGGGCAAAACAAAGGCACUUUUCUUGUGACACCCUCAGCGUCUUCUGGAGUCCCUAUGCAAGGAAUUUCCAUUUGCCUUGAAAGGGAACUCAUUAAAUUACCUGGGUAUUAGACUCAUUCGUAUUAGACCUACUCCCUAAACGAGAAUAAUACUAGGCUGCUGACUCAUUUUGAGGGUGAAAUUAGGCAAUGGUUCAGGUCCCAUCUACCCUCCUCAGCAUAUUUCAAAAAUUACACUCUGCCCACAUUUGGAAGCAUAGGUUCCCCUGAGUGUUGAAUGGCUCUAUGAGGUUGCAGUUGAGGCAAAGUGUUCUGGGGGUUCCUGAUAGUAUGCAGCCAUGGCCAGUUUUCAUCCGCUUGCCAUGGUGAUGGUGCAACAUUCACCCUUUUGGCUUGUGUUACUCCUCCAGUCACCCAUUUAGGGUUAAAACAGCUAAUGUGGGACCUCUGCGCUUGUUGAGUUCCUCUACCUCACUUCUCCAAACUUCAGCAUUUUCCCUGUCCAUUUUGGUGUAAGUAGUCUAACCUCCUAUGUUCAUAGGUUAUUUCUAGGGCCUGUGUCUGCCCCUUCUUGUUAUACUCCCCUGAUCUUCCUCUAUCCCUGUGGCAUGGCCCCAGUUGGAAUGAACUAAAAUAUACCAGUUUUAUAAUUUUGGAGGGUAUUGGGCAAUUCCUGGAUCUACAAAGGGACUAUUUACUAUCAGGUAGAGAACGUAUCACAUAAUUAGAGUGCAACAUAUUCUCUUGUUCUGACACAUUUUUAUGGUGUAUCUAUGAAAAUCCAACACUGGGAAACCAAUUGUUCAUGAGGUGGCACCUGGUUACUAGCAGAUUGUCCUGGAUAUUCAGGGCCUUUUUGGAAUUCUAGUACAGAGCAGGGCACCAUCCAUCAUAUAUUCUGAGCUUGUCAUCAUUCUGCGCAAAACACUAAUUAAGGGCUUUCCCACAUUUAGCCUUGUUUUCCAACUUGAAGUUUACUUAUUAGAUAGGUGCCCAGAUAUGAUGCAGGGGGGUAAAAAAGCACUUUUAUUACAAUUGUUCUUUGCCACUAAGGUGUGCACUGUGGGGGCCAGGAAGUCAUUGGAAGAUCUAGAUGGGUGCAAACUAUUGGGUCACCUAGCCCCCAUUUGUCUGUGUGAGGUUAUGUCUCACAGAAUUACGUGUUCUUUACACAAAUUUGAAAAGGCUCCAUGGGUCACUUUCACUUCCUCUUAGAGGAAUAUUCUUAAACAUUAACAUUAUUUAGAUGCAUUGAUAUUCUGGCAGAACUUGGGCCGUUCCACAACGAAACUGUUUGCUCCACAACAUUCUUGGGGUUGCUUAUAUUCCUAUUUAGUAUUACUCUACGUGUUGCUGUUGUUUAUAGACAUGUUUGUGUUCUCCCAUAAUUUUAUGUACUGUGUAUGUGAAAUGCGCUGUCAAAGCCUAUUGUAUUUAAAUUCUUUAAGCUCCAAAUAAAAAUUUACAAAAAGCAGAUGUACUAGAACUGGUAAACUCAAGGUAUAGGCAGUGGUAUUUUUUUGUUCUUUAUAUAUGGUGGUGCUUAGAGCAUCUAAUGACAGAACAAGAUUCUUUCCUUUCAAAAAUGGCUGUGAGGGUGGCGCAUGCUGAUAGUUUCCACAGGGACUGCUCCACUUUUAGAAUAUUGUCCACAGCCACUGUUUUUAUAAAUACUAUGCCGUUAACUGACUUCGUAUUACCUGCUGCUGACAAUCUGUGCCUUUUUUCUUUUGAUGAUUUUCUGUAUUUAUAUAUAUAUAUUUUUUUUUUUUUUUUUUACAGCUUGUUCCUCAGUUCUGUGUAUACACUCAUGAGAUGCUACGGAGAGAAGGAGUUUCAUCACUCAACCAAGAAAAUAUAAGUCUGCAGAUCUCCAAUGGGAGUAGUUUUAAUGGUGAUGAACUUGAUAUUGCAUCUUCUAUGGACAUUGACUUCAGUUAUUUGAUAUAAAUUAUAUCAAGUUCUUAAUAACCAUAGAAUGUCAGGUGAUCAUGGGUUCCAUAUACUGUUUAAAACAUUAUUUGUUAUGUUAUGGUAUGAUAAUUCAGUCCAUUGUUUUUUGGGGGGUUAAUAGGUUGAACCGCCAGACUAUACCUAACAAAUAUGUAGGACGAGGCAGCAAAGUCCACAUUCUCACUAUUUCUAAAAUGCUUUACUAAUGGUUUUAAGGUUAAGUGAAUGUAGCAAAGUGUAACAGAGGUUCCAGAUGCGUUGAACUGGAAAAUUAUUUGUAGCAUAUGGGAUCAAUAGCCGAUGGAAUCCCUAUUCCACGUGUUCUUUACUGUUGCAUUAUGGUCAAGACAAUGAGAGCUUCUUGUACCAUGAGCGAACAAGGCAACCCCUUUUCAGAAACUAUUUUUGGCUUUUUCUCUGAUGUGCAGACAAAAGGGGACAAGUUAACUAAGAAUAGUAGGUCCCUAACCACUGACAUUUGGCAUGUAUGCCUUGGGCAGCAAUGUUCUAAUAUUAAGCACAGAACUGCAAAUGCAGACGGGUCUAUUUUACAUUCAUGGGGAAAAUUCUGGGACAAGGCGCAAUCUGCAAGAACAUUCCAUUUUUUUCUCCAUGGUGAUUGCCCCACUUUGUGUCACAACUGCUGUUUAUGAAUAACCAAUAGUCUGUUUCACGGAGUCUGUCCACUGUAAGCACAUCCAUGUUCAAUACCACAGUUUUUAUUUUUUUCAUAAUUAUCCAGUGAUAUAUUCCAGACUCAUGUCAAGAUGAUGAUGGGUUUUUUUUUUUUUUUUUGUUUCUUUUUUUGUUACUCCGGUUUUUAUCUGAGAUUUUAUUUUCUUACUCCCGGAAAAACUUCUCGUGGUAAAAUUAAUUUAACAUUCCAUGUAUUAUUGAAGCUGGACUUGUGCCAUAAAAAAAUUAAAAAAAUAACUUACACUUUUUAAAAAAAUAAAUAAAUAUGAGUGUACUGUUUAGAGCCACAUUAAAGUGGAUAGAAACAAAAACAAUUCAGCGUUGUGCCUUUAAGGCCUUCCUCUCUGUUAAAUCUAAAGUAAGUUCUGUAUAUAUUGUGUGCUUAUAUCAAUACAAUGCUCCUUAUUUUUUAAUCAGCCUGCUUGAUUAAAGAAUAGCUUUAAAAAUACAUUGUAUACAUAUGUUGUGCUAAUUAACCCCAUAAUAUUCCAUCAUGAUUUCCUUUUAUUCCACAAGUUGUGUCCUUAAGGGGUUAAAUAAGAGGGAGUUGAAAUAGCUAGCAUUAUAUACAGAGCCUGAUCUCAGAUUUAGUGAUAGUGAAAGGUUUAAAAAAGAAAUUUCAAGGCAAGCAGAAAGCCUACUUGCAAAUUGCAUUGUUAAAACUGCCCAUUUGUAAUAAGUUACAGCUUGUGCAAACCAUUUGCAUUUAAUAAAAAGGACUGACAUGUUCCUUUGUCAGCCUUUACCUGUGAAAUUACUGAAAAUGAAUUUAAUAUCCAAUCAAAUAUUAUUUAUUUUUUGUCCUUGAUUGAUAUUCAAUCAUGUUUAAAGCACAAACCAUGCUACACAGGUUAUCCAUCAUUUUAUGUAGAGAUGUUUUUCAAAAAUCACUAGAAUAGACAGAUGAUACUUUUCUGAAAAUGUAUAUAAUAUUUAAGUCGGUGUUCACCAUCUAUAAUGUUCUUGGUUGGGAAAAAAACAAGGCGGUUGGACUGUGGAUACAAGUUGUGUGUCCAAACUGCCUAGCCAUGUAACUCAAAUUAAGGUUCAGACAGAGCCAUUUGCAUCAAUAAUCAUUUUUUUAAUAGGCUGGGUGAACAAAUAUCUCUAUGAAUGAUCCACUCUACAUUCAGUACAGGAAUUGGAAAAGAACCCCCUUUGCUUUGUGAGCCAUGGGUGCUUGUACAGUAAGGGGCUACAUUUUAGCAGCCUGGGAGAGAGGGCUUUGUGCACACUGUUGUAAAAGCAAUAGACUGCAAUGCCCUCUAUAGUGUAACGCUAUAGUCUUAGCCGGGUUAUGGCACAUAUAUAUGAGGUUUAAGCCUAAAUUUUUUUUUUAUUAUUAUUUAUACAUUGUGAUAUCAUUUUUGGGAAGUUUAUUUCCUUAAAAUGCCAACAUUUUCAUUACAAAAACCCAGAAAAUUUGUAUUUUCUUUUUUGAUUCAUUUUAUUCACCACUAUUAUACAUGACAAAUUGUAUUUGGUUUUGGGUAUUGAUGUUUCAAAGAUUGUAAAAUUUUGGCGUGUGCUUUUUUUUUUGUUUGUUUGUUUCUUCAUUUACUAUACACAUGUUAAACAAAACCGCUAUAUAUCAAAGAUGAAAUUAUUCUGAACAAAACAAUUAAAA